AGACACACAGACAGGCAGCAGACACGGAGACACACACAGACAGGUGAGCAGCAGACAGACAGACAGGUGAGCAGCAGACAGACAGACAGGUGAGCAGCAGACAGGCUGACAGGCAGACAGACAGACAGACAGGCGCGCGGCAUGGCGGUGACGGUGAAGGCUUACCUGCUGGGGAAGGAGGAGGCGGUGAAGGAGAUCCGGCGCUUCGCGGUGGAGCCGGAAGUGUCCCGCAGCGUGGCGGCGCUGUGCGGGAGGGUGUCCGAGGUUUUCUGCGGCCUGAAGCCCGGAGCCUUCAGCCUCUACUACCGAGACGAGGACGGAGACCUGAUCGCCUUCAGCUCCGACGGCGAGCUGGAGCUCGGCCUCGCCGCCAUGAAGGACGCCACCUUCCGCCUGUACAUCCGAGAGAAGAAGGAGCACCGGCGGGAGUUUCCCCUCCACGCCUUCCCGGGCGGCGUCCCCCCCUUCGCCUUCCCCCCUCCCCCCCCCGGAGCGCCGCAGGGCCCGCCGCCCCCCCACCCCCCUCCCCUGGUCCACCCCAACGUGACGUGCGACGGCUGCGAGGGCGCCGUGGUCGGGACGCGCUUCAAGUGCACCGUGUGUCCCGACUACGACCUGUGCCCGCCCUGCCAGGCGCGGGGGCUGCACCGCGAACACGCCCUGCUGCCCAUCUGGCACCCGCUCAGCGCCAUGCAGUGGCUGCCCCGCGGGAAGUGGAUGAAGAAAAUGAGGCACUGCAUGUGGAACCAGAACCAGAACCAGAACCAAAACCAGGAGCAGAACCAGGAGCAGAACCAGGAGCAGGACGGUCCCAGAGCCUCGGGCUCCCAGCCCGGCCAGACUGCUGCCGACAGCAGCGCCCCCUCUGGUUGCCAGGCCAACGUGGCGUUCUUGAAGAACAUUGGCGAGGGCGUGGCGGCCAUGUUGAGUCCAUUAGGGAUUGACGUGGACAUCGACGUGGAGCACGAGGGCCAGAGGACCAAGGUGACGCCUGGCAACAAGGGGUCAGAGGUCGCCAGGGGGCCGGAGGUCGCCGGGGGGUCAGAGGUCGCCGGGGGGCCGGAGGUCGCCGGGGGGUCAGAGGUCUCCGGGGGGUCAGAGGGCGACAUGGAGACUGAUGGGCUGAGCAGCGUGGGCAGUGCCAAUGGGGGGGCAAAGGCCUGCAGGGACCCCGGCAGUGACGAGGAGUGGACGCACCUGAGCCCCCGAGAGGUCGACCCGUCCACCGGCGAGCUGCAGUCCCUGCAGCUGGAGGACCAGCAGGGGCCGGCGGGGGGCCAGCAGGGGCCGGGGGGCCAGCAGGGGCCGGCGGGGGGCCAGCAGGGGCCGGCGGGGGGCCAGCAGGGGCCGGCGGGGGGCCAGCAGGGGCCGGCGGGGGGCCAGCAGGGGCCGGCGGGGGGCCAGCAGGGGCCGCAGGGCCUGCGGGAGGCGGCUCUCUAUCCUCACCUGCCUCAAGAGGCCGACCCGCGGCUGGUGGAGUCUCUGGCCCAGAUGCUGUCGAUGGGCUUCUCGGACGAGGGCGGCUGGCUGACGCGCCUCCUGCAGGCCAAAGGCGGCGACAUCGGAGCGGCUCUGGACGCCAUCCAGUACGCCAAGACGCCGUGACGCCGCCGCGCCGUGUGACCGGCCAAUCGGCACGAGCGCUCGCUUCCCUGUGCAGUAACAUGUAACCAAACUGCGCUGUUCCAUAUACUGUCUCUGUUCUGAAACUGAUCUGGAGCCUGUUUCUACAUGUUUGAUCUUUCAGUUUAAUACGUUCAUAUUUCUGUCUAACAAGGUGGAGGUCUGCUGACAAACAAUAACAAAAACAUUAAUAACACAAAUAAAAUCAUCAAAUAUA
Molecule: messenger RNA, 1840 nt
Organism: Myripristis murdjan (pinecone soldierfish)
Lineage: Eukaryota; Metazoa; Chordata; Actinopteri; Holocentriformes; Holocentridae
Gene: sqstm1
Product: sequestosome 1
Exons: 9
Coding region: 142-1605 (487 amino acids)
Biological process (GO): aggrephagy; endosome organization; mitophagy
Cellular component (GO): amphisome; aggresome
Molecular function (GO): protein kinase C binding; zinc ion binding; K63-linked polyubiquitin modification-dependent protein binding
Source: RefSeq, a predicted model, not a curated record